UGAGAGCCCAUUCAUAUAUCAUCAUCUCCCAGAUUCGUUGACUGAUCAAAUCUGUCCGGCGGAAAAUGCUACAUCCCCUCCGGCAUUGAAAGAGCAAAACAGAACUGCCAGAGGGGAAGGCAACGACGAUGUCGCCGCCGGCUUCCUCACGGUGGCGCACGGCUGUUUCCGUUAUCGUCCUGUCUUUCCUCUUCAUCUCGCCGGCCACCGCCAUCUACUGCGAUGAAGACGAUUGCUACGAUCUACUCGGGGUCACUCAGAGCGCCACCGUAUCGGAAAUCAAGAAGGCUUACUACAAGCUCUCGCUCAAACAUCACCCGGAUAAGAACCCGGAUCCGGAAUCGAAGAAGCUCUUCGUGAAAGUCGCAAAUGCCUAUGAGGUACUGAAACAAUGAAGAACAUUCUUCGUCAUUUGUCGAAUUUUUAUACUUUUCCUUAUUUGGGAUGGAUUUCGAAUGAAUUUGACUGCAGAUUCUGAAAGAUGAAGCUACAAGGGAGCAGUAUGAUUAUGCAAUUGCACAUCCAGAGGAGGUAUUCUACAACACUGCUCGGUACUAUCAAGCGUAUUACGGUCACAAAACGGAUCCUCGCAUAGUCCUGGUUGGGCUUCUUCUACUGCUCUCAGGGUUUCAGUAUCUGAAUCAGAUGUCUAGGUACCAGCAGGCAGUUGAGAUGGUGAAGAAGACACCCGCUUAUAAGAACAAGCUACGAGCUUUGGAACUUGAACGUAAUGGUGGGCUUUCAUCUAAGAAGAAGAAUAACAGGCAAAUGGACAAAAAAGUAGAGGAAGAUCUCAGCAAUGAACUUCAGCUGGACAUAAAAGGUGCUCAUCAACCCUGCAUCUGGGAACUUUUCGGUGUCCAAUUUGUUCUGCUACCUUACACUCUUGGGAAGUUGUUGUUGUGGAAUGGCUGUUGGUUAUGGAGAUACAAGUUGAAGAAAGCUCCCUAUGCUUGGGAAGAUGCCUCCUAUCUAACUCGUAGGUCACUUAGAGUGCCACUUGAACAAUGGGAAAGCAUCGAUGAAUCGACGAAGGAAGAUCUUGUUCAACGACGUCUGUGGGAGAAGUCGAACUUCGAGAGCUACGUAGCUGAAAUGCGUAAAGACUCGAAGCGCAGGAGAUAAAAAAACCGAUGUUCUAGUAGCUUGCCCAUCUUACUUAUCUCUUCCAAGGGAGGGGGGGCUGGCAAACCAACUGAUGACACAAAUUUUUGGUAGUCAGAUACGGUAUACAUAUACAUGAAGCAAUUCUGUAGCAAAGAUGCAGCUGAAUGAGUCAAUUUGUAUUGCUGCGGCAACUUCAGUUCUUUCAUUACUACGUCUGCAAGGGACUCUGAACUGAACACAAAACUACAUAGAAAGUAGAUUAUGAAACAAAUGAGUUGGAAGUUUAUGUUAGUGGAUAACGUUAUUUAGUGCUCAAUUAUCACUCUUGAGAGAACGAAAGGUAUCGGUCGACC
Messenger RNA from Linum tenue, 1460 nucleotides. NCBI's taxonomy places the organism in Eukaryota, Viridiplantae, Streptophyta, Magnoliopsida, Malpighiales, Linaceae. The record is from the annotation of a GenBank genome assembly.